Molecule: messenger RNA, 5535 nt
Organism: Giardia duodenalis
Lineage: Eukaryota; Fornicata; Diplomonadida; Hexamitidae
Exons: 1
Coding region: 1-5535 (1844 amino acids)
Source: RefSeq, a predicted model, not a curated record
AUGGCAGGGGAAGGGAGUGCAGGGGAGCAGAUUGAUCCCGUCAUUUUGGCCCAAAGAGUAAGGAAGCUUCCUGAGGAGUAUCGUGAAUGCAUUGAUCUGAUGAAGCGAGGAGACUUACCAGAAGCCUGCGUUCAACUAAUUAGUUUGGGCGAAGUACACGUUCAAGAGGUUCGACAGCACAAGCACAUCCUUGGAACCAUGGAGGCAGCGCUUAAGGAUCAAACGGAAAAGGAGCUUCUGUUAGAGCGAACACAGAAUGCGCUCGAAGCUAAACUAAGCAGAAUGGAGACGGAAUUACGGCAUCUACGUAGUCAGAAUGAGGCGAAAACUACAGAAUUACUCCUAUUAAAGCAAACUAUGGAAACUCAAAGCGCCACAAUGGAUGAGGCCUUUCAAGAGAAUUAUGAUAAGUUAGAAAGAUGCUUACUAGAGCGGGAUGAAGAAAUUAGUCGACUUCAAGAAAUAAUCACAGAUAGAGAUCGAGUUAUAGCAACCAGCCAGGCGCAAGUCGCUGAGCAGAAAAAGGACCUUCAACUCAUGCAUGAAAUCAAUGAGAAAGCAAUAGCGCUGUCAGCAAAAGUAGAUGCGUGCAUCAGAGAGCGGGCAAAUAUGGAAGCACUGCUUGUUGAAAAGGACACGAAGAUACAGGAGCUCCAUAACAUCAUCAUAGACAUGGGUGAGAAGUCUCUCCGCGACAAGCAAACCGAGGAUCUGGAGAUAUAUAAGCGUGUUGCUACAAAUUCUGUCUCUCUGGGCCCCGAUGUUCCACUGGAAAAGUCUAUUCGAUUUUCGACCCGCAUAGAGGUAAUAGAAGAGGGAGAAAACGGUGUCAUUGAAAGAAGACAACAAGAACUCAAGAAGCGCCGACGUCGGGUAUCGAAGGUCUCCUUAGGAGACUCUGGAACGUCUACCAGUGAUAACGGUGGCUCAGCUUCAGCUACAGAUCUUGAAUAUGAGUAUAUAGAAUCCGACUCAGAAUCAUCCAAUGACAUAACUAAGGAGACAAUCCAUAGAAAGCCUGUCCACGCGACUACUCAGACUGAGUACAACUUGAAAAUCCACAAGAUCCUUCAAGUGAGCAAUGAGGAUGACAAAGAUCUUAUUAUGGAGCUUAAGAGAGCCCUCCUCAUCAAGAUACGAGAAAUCUAUAAGAUAAAGCUGGGGCUGGGCAUUGUUAACACAGUUCAAGAUGAAAUUCUAAAAUCGGACUUGUUUAAUAGCAAUGUUGUUGAAACACUUGUAUUACAAUCAUAUAGAGACGGGUUAUGGGAGCAGGAUCUAGAGCUAAUGAGAGCGCUGACAACACAAAAUUACAAACCUGUUGACAACACAGAACAACCAGACUUAAAAAAUAACGAAAAGAAUGAGAUACAUAUCAAUAGAAAUGCAAUUAAAUCACUUGUUUCAUUGUUGCCAGUGUCUAUACCCGAUAGUCUUUGGGAAAUAAGAUGCAAUCAGGCGAUGAUGAGACAACACGAGCUAGAGGCAGAGAUCCACCGUCUUGAGCGUUUGAAUUCGCGAUUGUGUGCAGAUAUUCAUGCUAUUAUCACUGAGCAGGAUAGCAUGUACAAGCUAGUGAAGGAUAACAAAGAUACGCGUGGGAAACAAAAGCUUAUUACAUCAGUUAAUAAGUCCCAAACUUCCGCUGAGGGCUCCUCUGAUGCAUCUACCCUGUCAACGCAUAGCGCGAUAGUAUCCCGCAUGAACACCCAUAUCAGCUCCAUCCUCAAUCCGCCGCUAUCUAGCGGACACGGAGGACACCUACUGAAGAUACUUAAUAGCAUGGUUGAUUCCAAAAAGACAACAGAAUUCUUCUAUGAUACAGCAGUCCGCUAUCGCAGUAUAUGCUACAAUGUGUUGGAGCAAUUUUAUUCUAAGGGCCGUCUCCCUUACCAAGGUGUGAAGGACAGCUGGUCAUCUAGUCAUGAACUUUCUCUAUUGAUUAACGAUCUUACUGCUGCGCGAAACAGGAUCAUUAUGUUUGCUGAACGGAUUGAUGAGUUGACAGCUGAAAAUGAGCUUCUGCAGCGCCAGGUGAAUCUCCAAGCCAGGAUCAGUUUGCAAGACUUGUCAUCGCUAGACAAAGAGGACUCAGUAGAGGCUCUAUAUGCUAGAUGCAUGGUUGCAGAGAGCUUAGCAUCCAUGUAUUCCUCCUUGCUACUACAGGGGCAUGGUCUUCGAUGCAAAGAGAUGGAAGAGUCCUUGCGGCUAUUUAAUGAGGAAAACGAUCUGUUACUGACCAAGGCUAUCCUUCAAACUAGCAAGCAAGCAUCGUCGACUACCCAGACAUCCUCUAUCUCGGUUAGAAGCAGCUCCCAGCAUGACUCUGCAGGCCUACAACUGGCAUUUCUAAGUAUAAAGCGAUGUGCAGAAGCACUGCUGGAGGGAGAGGCAUCUUAUCGUAUUUGCAACAGCCUAGCUCUCAUCCUAGAAAGUGAAACGCCCACAGAGUAUAGUUCUAGACUAGCUGCUGCAGGUAUCAUAUAUGAUGAGGUCCCACCGCAGCAGGCAGGCCAGAAUAGCGGCCCCAACUUUGUCCCGACAAAGCUUUCCGCUGUCGAGCAUGCAAGAAAGUCUCUAACCCAGCAGUCAGCGUGGCAGAAAGGCCGAGCCGAAGGUGGCGUCAUUAUUCGCCCCAGUGAGGGCCUCCAAGCUGAGCUUCAGGCAUGUUUUGCGGAAUCCAAAGCAUUCAAUAAUCUAUCAGCAGAUGAUAAGAAAGUUGAACUAAAAGCUCUUAAAUUAAGGCUUCAAGGGAUGAAGUCUCGAAUCUCUUCCCUUUGCGAAGGACUAGGAGAGAUUAUCACCUUACCUCCAUUGACAGACAAUAUGACAGGAGAUUUUUCUAGGCUAACAGUUCCUUCUACACAAGCAACCACUAAUGCUGGUACUUCGUUUUUCCAUCACACACUGCACGAGGAUGUUUCCAUGUUGGGGACCCAAGAGAAUGGAAUGCUCAUUCUUUCAUCUAGCAAGCGCAUUGUAAGCGCAUGCGAGAGGAGGAUCUCAACCUUAGAGCAGCUUAAUACUGAGCUAGCUGAUAGAAUUUAUCGUGAGGUUACUCGCUUAAGUCUUAAGUUGGGUGCAAUUCGCUUUAUCUGCUGCAAGAAGGACAAAAUCCGAUCCAAUCUUUCGAACAUUCGAUCAUUAUAUACUCAGGCACUACGUUCCUUCAAGGCUACGGAAGAGAGUCUUCGUCAACAGCUCAUUGAAGCAAAAGAGACAACUACAAAGCUAGAAAAGGAAUUACAGUUAUAUUCUACGAAAAAGGAAACUUUUUCUGCUUCAGUUCAGUGUGACAUUUUACAAGGAGCUGAGUAUGAUGCGUUAGUUGCCUCAAUUAAGACAUUAAAGGACGAAAAGCAAGAGCUUAUGGACCAGGUCCUGGCUUUGCAAGCUGAAAACACUAGCUUACACAAUGAAUGUACAGACAUGGCUGGUCUGCGUGUUCGGCUCCAGAAACUUUAUAAUGCUUACACAGGGUCUGCGCAAGGUUGUAAAGCAAUUAUUGAGAGCUAUGCGGUGGACAUUGAGAAGUGUAUUCAGUACCAUAGGCUCCAAUCUCUUCAUACAACACCCACUGAACAUGGUAGAGGUGCCAGUGCUAAACUAUCAAGUCCUGAGAGGCAAUUUGAUGUACAGGACUUGCUUUUAUCAGGCGUUCGUGUAGAGCCGGAAGGUGCUACUGAGGCAUGUAAGGUACGGCUUGGAGACACUCUUGGACGCGUCUUCUCUAAAUUUAGUCGCAUGUCCGAUCGCUUUACUAUAUUACGUGAAAAAGUACUGCAACUCCAGCAGGAGAAUGAGGAUCUGAGAGAAAAGCUUUUCUCAGCUUCCAUGCCUACCAAAGCCGAACAGCAUCAAGUUGGGGAUAAUCUAGGUGAAAGACCGUCUAGCAGCCUUCAGAUGUAUUCUGAUUCAACUGGCGAUGAGAAACUUAGCUUAUCAUUUCUUGAUCUGUUAGAAACUGCAAAUGGACCGAUGAGCGCGUCAUCUGUUCAGAAUCUUAUGCGGAACAAGAUAAGGCUUCUCCAGGAAGAACUGUUGUCUGCUAAGAAGCAGAUCUCCGAGUUCUCUGGAAGUCAAUCUGAUCGCACUGCCAGCUCCAUUGGAUGUCAGGUUAGUCUGGUCAAUUUAGACGCCCCUAUGGAUUCCUCUAUUACAACUCCUGCAAUGCUCCACUUCGUGCGGUCGCCUACAUCGCUAAGAAGGAGCGACACCUUUGAUAAAACGGUAACUGUAUCAGUGCAGACUAUGAUUGUUCAUACCUCCUACAAGUCUUCCCAAUCAGAACUAUCUCACAUGGAUAUUGUCUCGCGAAUUGAAUAUGAAGACUUGGCCAAUAGGAUGCACAAUCUCUCUGCACUAAAUAGCAAGGUCAACACGUCAAUGCCUCCAGAUGUUGCAUUGUCCCUGUAUACUGAUAGUAUCACAACCAUGGCUACUGGGGUCGGAACCCAAACCCCUCGGUUUGAGUGCCAAGACUGUAAAAACAUGCAAGAUAUGCUGACUGCAGCUCAGAUAGAAGUGGAAGAACUCAAGGAAGAAAUGAAAAUAAAAGCUAGGGAAGCAGAUUGCGAACUGCUGCAAGUGAGGGCAAAGCUAGAGUCUGCGAUGGAAAGCAUACAGAUGAAAGUUGAUAAGUGUAAUAUGCUAGAACGGCUUUUACGCGACGAAAAUGCUAAAGUGCAAGGAUUUAUGCAGCAAAUAGCCGAUAUGCAGGAGCGAGAGCGCUCUCACGAAGGUGCACUGUCCAACAUUCAAGCAAUGUUGAAGGCUGAACACGCUAACUCGCUGGCCAAAAAGGACAAGAAGCUCGCAGAGCUCCAGAAAAACCUUGAAGGGGUUGUCGCGGCAAACGAAAAGAUGCAGGCGAAAAACAAGUCUCUACAUGCAGACGUAGUCCGACUCAAGAAGGAUCUCGAUGCUCGACGAAGUACGCCGUCUACAAAGAGCCCUGCUGUACUUGCUAAGGCCGAAGAAGUGGAGGCCCUCAACAAAGAGCUGACUGUGGCCAAAGGCAGGAUCAGAACGCUGGUUUCAGAAUUACGAGCUGCCAAGCAAACCAUCCAACAACAACAGAAGCAGCACGAGGCAUAUCACUCUCAUCCUGCGCUACAGCCUUCUCCACGAGUAGACCUCCAAACACAGCCACUGCGGCCACAGUCUGCGCGUGCACCCUACACGCCCAGUGGUUCAGAGUACCGCAUCCCAGCAAAAGACCGGCCGUUACCUCGAUCCAAUUCUGCGGGGUCGUUUACUCUCAGUAGAACCCCAGUUGAUCCCGGCCCGAUGCUAGCUAGCCGCGAACCAAUCUCUCCGCGGCUUCCAGGCUCUAUAGAACGCGCUGUUAAUAGCGAGCUACGAAACAUAGACUACAUGAUCAAGCAAUAUGAAAAGUAUCCUAAUUUAGAAGACACUGCCCCCAAUCGCAUAUACCACGAACCGACAAGCGGGUUAAUAUUAGACGAAUCCGAUAGGCGACAUCUCCUAGGCGCUCUAAGUGAUGAGGAUAUUUCUGCGAUCCUAACAAUGUAA